GCGUGUGAUGGGUUGUGUAGCGCGCGGACCGGCGCGUUUUUGAAUUUCGUCCCACCGGCGCGCAUAUGUAUCGCCAACCGUCAAAGACACUUUUGACAAUGACUGGGCCCAUUACGCCGUCGCUGUCUCCCCCACAGUCCCCUUCGUUCUUUUCUGCACAAUGGCGAACUCCAGGUUCGGUGCCACUGCAAAAGCGCCGCCGUCUGUCUACACCGGGACGGGCUACUUCGUCUUCAGUGCAAGACCAGCCUAUCGGUUUUGACCAGGCAAAGGCCGAGUCUGAGAAGCGCCUGCUGGACGCAUGGGAUCGGCUUGCAGAACGCUACUCUCGGAGAAUCGACGAAGACGACAUUGUGGACCUCGUCACAGGCGAUGUGAUCAAAGAUAGAGGGGUCCUAAGAUCCAUGGAACGGUGGGAAGUUGGACGAUUCGCCGAUGAAGAUGGGGAAAACGAUGAUAGGAUGGCUGGAGAGGAAGAGGACGUCCUUGAGGAAGAGAGCACAGACGAGCUGGAUUGUCUUGGUGAUUCUGUUGAAGAGGCUGAUCUUUCACUUCUGGGGCGAUCUGUGGUACCUUCCCAAGCUAUCGAUCCUGAUGAUCCUGAUGAUGCAGAGCUUUUAAGGGAAUUUUCAGAGGCAGAGAGGCGUCGGAAGGAGACAUGCGGCAGCGAGGAAGAGGAUGUGCAUACGACUGACGAAGCAGACCACCGUACGGACGGUGAUGAUGAGACGGAAGGCGAAAUACGGGUUCUGGAGAGCGUGCCACAUAUACCGAAUCAAGAUCACGCCUCGGACUCUGACGAUGAUUUCUGUCCAUGGGGCGAAGAUGUCGUUUUGCAAGUAGAAAUGACAGAAAUCAAGGAUGUCGAGCCCGAUGUCGUCCCUGUACUUCCAUCUUCUACCCCUACUGCCCCACCUUCUCCAAGUAAACCCUAUAAGGCUUUGCGCAAAUCUAUGUCUCCUGCAAAACCAACCAAAAAACUGCCUCCUCCUCCUCAGCUUCAAACACCUCCUCGAUCGUCUUCGUCUGUUCCACCUGCUGAGGUCGAGGACGUUAAAAUCCCAUCUCCGUCCCAUUCAUUUACACCGGCGCUUCCUGAGCCCAAACGGCCCGUUUCGCGUCCAAGAACGCGUUCGAGUGGACCCGUACCUAGAUCACUCAAAUCCUGGACCCCUUUCCGCGUCCAAGACUCCGAGACGCCACCUCCUCGUUUAGACUUAUCUAAGAUGAGUGGAGGAAGCAAGCGCCCUUCCGCGAUAAAGGCAUCGAAGAAGGCAAAGUUACAGGCGGGGGUCGCAGAAAUUCACCAACUGCAACCUGCAGUGCCGAAGAGACCUCUUAAAGCAGAGGUUGUCAUUGUCAAGCGGUCACGGUCACAAUCUCGGGCGAGGGAAGUUCAAGUAGAGAGAGAGAAAAGGACAGAAAGGGAGAAACAAAUACCCCAAGGAAAGGGGAAAUCAGUGUCAACUCCAGAGAACGUCGAGGAAAAGAAGGCGCCUCAACGAAGCAAGGUUCAUAAUUUGGACCUCAGUUACGAUAGCGAUGAUUCUGAUGUAGAGAGUGAUACAUCUCUUCCAAGCUCUCCGUUGAAGAGCAAGGGUAAGGCAGUCACUUUUCCCACAAGCCGAAGGCGAAGUCAAGCUCCCUGGAAGAGGACCGAAGACUUAGUAUCAGUAGACGAAGGUGGAACACGAAAGCGCAAACGGGUUUCAGAUGUACACGUUGAUCCUGGUCCUUCGAAGCCUGACAUUUCCUCGCGAUAUUCUAGACCUGCUACUCCUACUCCGGUCAGUGAUCGUGAAUCGUCUGUGGAAGAAAUCGAGAGGCCUCCUAAGCAAAACAUUACACCGAAGCAACGGUCCAAGACGAAGCGCAAGUCACCUGAAUCAGAAAACGAGAUAUAUUCAUUCAAUCGGGAUUUACCAGAUGCCACACCUCGACGGUCGCAGAGUUAUUUUAACCCUCUGCCUCCGUCUGAACAUUAUUAUCCAUACUCUCCCGCCUACCCGCCAAGGGAACAUGGACAUUACGUGCCUUUGUAUGACCCUCGAGCGCAGUACAUCAUUUCUCAUGCGAUGCAUCAACUCUCUGCUUUGGCCGGCUCUUGGCCAGGGGUUGAGCAUCACCCGCCGCCGCCAGUACCUCCACCAUAUACACCCAGACGUCAUCACGGCUUUUCCAGCUCUGCGUCCAGUUCCAUGUACAAUACGCCCACUCAACGCAUGCAUCCUUACCCUUACGAGUAUGACCCCAAUCUAUCAAGUGGCACUCUACCGCCACCAUCGCCUGAUGUGCAAUCGUCACCGGCCCCCGAGAGAGUACAGGCUUCCAACCGGGCGGGCUCCUUGGUGGCAAGAAGUCGGUCAAGAGGAAGGCGCGUAUCGUUUCGGAUCGAGGAGGAGGCGGACAUAGUAGAGUUGGAUUCUAGACAAGUGUCAUCAUCACCGAGUGUGCGCAAGCGGAAAGACGAGUGUCACUCUGUCAGGCAGGACAAGGGGAAAGGGAAAGAGAUCCUUCAAUUCGAGGAGGUGAUUGAUGAUUCAGAGUCUGAACCGGAGCCCAUAGAAGAGCCGAUUAAAAGGGGGCGUUCAGUAGGGAGAGCGCAGACGCCCGCACCGCAAAGGCCUUCCACAAUCCCCUCCGAACCUUUCAGGAGGGGAAGAAGUCUUUCCGCAAGGCCCAUAGACUCUAGGUCAAAGUCCAAGAGGAUUCGUUAAUUUAUUAUUGUUAUAUCUGAUUGUAUUUUGUACUUUAGUAGCUUAUCAGUGGGUCUAAGUAUUUCAGCGCGGACAUCUUUUUUUCUAGCUGGUACCGAGUUUCUGAAGUUUGACAAAUCAGGAAUUUGCCGGAAUCCGGAUCGACAGCU
This is a messenger RNA of Guyanagaster necrorhizus, 2866 nucleotides long. RefSeq lists its product as uncharacterized. Gene Ontology annotation, cellular component: nucleus. Lineage: Eukaryota; Fungi; Basidiomycota; Agaricomycetes; Agaricales; Physalacriaceae. The transcript is spliced from 2 exons. Gene Ontology annotation, molecular function: histone binding; protein heterodimerization activity. The coding region runs from base 66 to 2717 and encodes 883 amino acids. The record is from RefSeq and is a predicted model, not a curated record.